GCGGCAGCUGCCGCUCACUCGGCUGGACAGAGCUGCCGGCCUGGGAGGCUCAUGGCUUGUGUGUCGUUUCUAGGCCUGCUGGGACCAGGGCUUCAGGAGGACACCAUGACCGGGAGGCUGUGGUGCAAGGCCAUUUUUGCUGGCUACAAACGUGGCCUCCGAAACCAGCGGGAGCACACUGCCCUUCUGAAAAUUGAAGGUGUUUAUGCCCGUCAGGAGACAGACUUCUACUUGGGCAAGAGGUGUGCCUAUGUAUACAAAGCCAAAAACAACACUGUAACCCCCGGUGGCAAGCCCAACAGGACACGAGUGAUCUGGGGGAAGGUAACCCGCGCCCAUGGGAACAGUGGCAUGGUUCGUGCCAAGUUCCGCUCCAACCUUCCUGCCAAGGCCAUUGGACACAGAAUCCGGGUGAUGCUGUAUCCAUCUAGGAUCUAAAUUUUUAUUGGAAAUAAAAUGGAGAAUCUGUUUAA
Molecule: messenger RNA, 473 nt
Organism: Gymnogyps californianus (California condor)
Lineage: Eukaryota; Metazoa; Chordata; Aves; Accipitriformes; Cathartidae
Gene: RPL35A
Product: ribosomal protein L35a
Exons: 4
Coding region: 52-438 (128 amino acids)
Biological process (GO): ribosomal large subunit biogenesis; cytoplasmic translation
Cellular component (GO): cytosolic large ribosomal subunit; ribosome
Molecular function (GO): structural constituent of ribosome
Source: RefSeq, a predicted model, not a curated record